AUGGAAUUUCAGAAACCCUUAGCGUUACCCUUGGGACCGCUGCCCUUGUGGUUCCUGGCACUUUGGGCCAACUUCGGCUGCGUUGCUGAAUACCUCCUGCUCUUUCGACCUUACCUGGUGGGCUGCGCCUUCUUGGGCUGCAUCUUUGGGCCUUUGGCAUAUCUCGGUGGAGAAGAGCUGAAGGCCUUGCAAAUCCAUGGCAGGUUUGGCCUUGGCAUGGUGGCGCUUGAAUGGUCGCUGUGCUUCCCUCUGCUGGUCGCGGUGGCCGACUGGUGCCUGGCACCCAAAGCACUGGCUGCUCACGACUGA
This is a messenger RNA of Durusdinium trenchii, 309 nucleotides long. Lineage: Eukaryota; Dinophyceae; Suessiales; Symbiodiniaceae. The record is from the annotation of a GenBank genome assembly.